Molecule: messenger RNA, 354 nt
Organism: Ilex paraguariensis (yerba mate)
Lineage: Eukaryota; Viridiplantae; Streptophyta; Magnoliopsida; Aquifoliales; Aquifoliaceae
Source: the annotation of a GenBank genome assembly
AUGGGGGCUACGAUGCAUGAUGAUCCAAUCCGUGAAUGGGUUCUAUCAGAAGGAAAGGCAACACAGAUUACAAGGAUUUGUUCCAUUGGUGGUGGAUGCAUCAAUCUUGCCCAUCGUUAUGACACUGAUGCUGGGUCCUUUUUUGUUAAAACAAAUAGGAGUAUUGUACCAUCAAUGUUUGAGGGAGAGGCUUUGGGUUUAGAUGCAAUGUACGAAACUGGAUCGAUUCGUGUGCCUAAACCAUUGAGCAGAGAAAUUCAUAUCACCUUGUUGGAGCCCUGCCAACAGGUGGUUCAUAUGGCAUUAUGGAAUGUAUUGAAUUUGGCUCUUCUAGAGGCAAUCAGUCUGCACUAG